Messenger RNA from Arachis duranensis, 2605 nucleotides. RefSeq names its product pentatricopeptide repeat-containing protein At2g17525, mitochondrial-like. The record is from RefSeq and is a predicted model, not a curated record. Lineage: Eukaryota; Viridiplantae; Streptophyta; Magnoliopsida; Fabales; Fabaceae. Gene Ontology annotation, molecular function: protein binding.
GCUCCUCUGCCUCCUCGUCGCCUCAGCCUCCUCAUCGCUGACUUGCUACCUCGUCGCCUUAGCCUCCUCAUUGCUGCGUCGUCGCUUCACCUCAGCUUGAUUUCUUUCCUCUCGCCGCCCCGUCACCGCGCUGCUCGCAUCUUCCUCUGCGCCACCGCGCCACACGCGUCUUCCUCUGUGUUAUCUUGCCGCACGCGUCCCGUUGUGCUUAUGCUGUGCCGCCGGCCGUGGCUCGGUUGUCUGUCUCCCUCUUCUCUGUGUUAUCAAGCUGCAAUGGUUAUCUUUUGCUGAUUUUGACAAUCUCUGCCUUGUGCCUCUUCUGGCUUUUGUUCUGUAUCGAAAUACUACAUUUUAUUGGAACACUAAGCUUUGGUUAUGUUUCUGGACUUCUGCAGAGGAUUGAUUUUAUUGGUUCAACCAGUAAUUAGUGGUUAAACUAAUAAACCAAUAAUAUGACCGAUUCGAUCAACUAAUAAUUUGACCGAUUCAAUGAUCGAUUUGAUUCUGACAACUAUGGUAAUUAGUUCAUUACAACAUCGUACAAUCUUGGAUCUAACACUUUAGGCCAUUGCGUAAAUGGGAUUUUCAUGGACCAAGUUAAAACCAUUAUAAUCAAAUCAAAGUUACUAUCUUUACAUAACCCAUUUCCAGAAACAGAUUCAUUUACUUGAAAGGUAAAACCUUUUGUAAAUUUUGUUGGCCCUUUCAAAUAAUGCCGCCCCCAAAGCUCUACAACGCAUUGCAAAAUUCUAUAUUAUCCAAAUCUUUCACUCUCAUGCGUUUUCUCACCUUCCAAAUUCGUUCACUUUCAUCAACUUCUUCUGCUUCUGCUCCUGCUACCCCAUCACAGGACCAUGUCUGCCACCUAAUUCUUGAACAGAAAUCCGCUUCCAAGGCCAUUGAAACUUUCAGAUGGGCCUCCUCACUACCCAACUUCACCCACUCUCAAUCCACAUACCGUGCCUUGAUCCAUAAGCUAUGUACUUUCCGCCGUUUUGACAAUGUUAAGCAACUGCUCGACGAAAUGUCUGACUCAAUCGGCACCCCUCCUGGCGAUGAAAUCUUCGUCACAAUUGUCCGGGGGUUCGGCCGUGCCAGCAUGACUCGUGCAGUCAUCAAGGUCCUGGACUUGGUGUACAAGUUUCAUAGCAGCCCUUCCUUGAAGAUAUACAACUCCAUUCUUGAUGUCCUUGUGAAGGAGGACAUUGACAUAGCUAGGGAGUUUUAUAGGAAGAGUAUGAUGGAGUCUGGGGUAUUCGGGGAUGAUUAUACUUUUGGGAUCUUGAUGAAAGGGCUCUGCUUGACCAAUAGGAUUGGUGAGGGCUUUAAGCUCUUGCAAAUGAUAAAGUCUAGUAGAGGGGUCACACCAAACACUGUGAUUUACAACACCUUGCUUCAUGCACUUUGUAGAAAUGGAAAAGUUGGGAGGGCUAGAAGCUUGAUGUAUGAGAUGGUGGAACCGAAUGAUGUCACGUUUAACAUUUUAAUAUCCGGGUAUUGCAAAGAGGAGAAUUUAGUUCAGGCUUUAGUGAUGCUGGAGAAGAGCUUUGCCAUGGAUUUUGUUCCUGAUAUUGUCUCCGUGACUAAGGUUGUGGAAGUCUUUUGCAAGGCCGGCCGUUUAACGGAGGCUGCUGAGGUUUUGGACAGAGUUGAGUGCAUGGGGGCUUCACUUGAUGUUGUGGCUUAUAACACCUUGAUAAAGGGGUUUUGUGAUGUAGGAAAAGUAAAAGUUGGGAUUCAUUUCCUGAAGCAAAUGGAGAGUAGAGGGUGUCUUCCAAAUGUAGACACUUAUAACAUACUCAUAUCUGGUUUUUGUUAUUCUGGGAUGUUAGAUUUGGCCUUGGAUCUUUUUAAUGACAUGAAAAUAGAUGGGAUCAAAUGGAACUUUGCUACAUUCGACACGAUAAUUAGAGGGUUGUGUUCAAAAGGAAGAAUCAAUGAAGGUUUUUCAAUUUUGGAGCUGAUGGAGGAAAGCAAAGAAGGCUCUAGAGGGCACAUUAGUCCUUAUAAUAGCAUAAUAUAUGGUCUAUUCAAGCAGAACCGUUUUGAUGAAGCAGUUGAAUUUCUAACAAAGUUAGGAAAGAUGUUUCCAAGAGCUGUUGACAGAAGCAUGACGAUUUUCAAACAUUGUAAGCAGGGGAGUAUUGAGGAUGCAAAGAGGGUCUAUGAUCAGAUGAUUGAUGAAGGUGGAGUUCCAAGUAUUCUAGUUUAUGAUUGCCUAGUUCGCAGAUUAUCUGAAGACGGUUGCAUCCGAGAAGCGGUUGAGCUUAUGAAUGAAAUGACUGCCAAUAACUGCUUUCCAGUUCCAUCUACAUUUAAUGCAAUCAUUGCAGGUUUUUGCAGACAAGAAAAAGUUGAAAGUGCAUUGAAGUUCAUGGAAGAUAUCACUGCAAGAGAGUGUGAAACCAAUGCAGAAACUUAUGGUCCUUUGAUUAAUGUUACAUGUAAGAAGGGUGAUCUUCAGAAAGCCUUGCAACUCUUCCUAGAAAUGGUAGAAAAAGGCAUCAUUCCUAACUAUUUUAUUUGGAAUUCACUGCUAUUGAAUCUAAGCCAAGAAAAUUAUUUCAAAAAUAAGAAUAUGAUCAACGUACAUGACCUACUAUAG